AUGAAACUUAUUUCUGCACAAGAGAUAGCAAAACACAAUAAAAAGGAAGAUUGCUGGGUAAUAAUUCAUGGAAAAGUCUAUGAUCUUACUGCUUUUCUUCCGGAACAUCCUGGCGGACAAAAUGUUAUUCUUAAGCAAGCCGGUAAAGAUGCUACUGCUGCAUUUGAUCAGAUUCAUCCAAAAGAUAUCAUCAGUAAAUAUCUUUCGCCUGAGGUAUGUCUUGGUGCUGUUGACCCGGCGACAAUCGUUCAUACUGCUAAAUUAGAAACGGAAGAGGAAAAACGUCGUCGUAAGGCCAACGAAAAUAAACCAUCAUUAAGCGAAAUGCUUAAUGUAUAUGACUUUGAGGCGGUUGCUUCGCAGAUAUUAGGUGCAGAAGCUUGGGCCUAUUACAGUUCUGGAGCUGACGACGAAAUAUCAAUGCGCGAAAAUCAAAGCGCAUUUCAUCGUAUCUGGCUACGACCAAGAGUAAUGAUCGAUGUUAGUAAAAUCGAUAUGAGCACGAAAUUACUCGGUUAUGAGUCCUCAUUUCCAGUUUAUAUUUCGGCUACCGCAUUGGGAAAAUUAGGACAUCCUGAAGGAGAAGUUGUAUUAACUCGAGCCGCAAAUACACACAAGAUUAUUCAAAUGAUACCGACACUAGCAUCUUGUUCACUUGACGAGAUGACGGAUGCACGUGGAAAGGAUCAAAUACAAUUCUUUCAAUUAUACGUACAUCGUGACCGUGUAAUCACGGAACGAGUAGUGAGAUCUGCAGAGGAAAAAGGAUGUAAAGCAUUAUUUAUUACAGUUGAUGCGCCACAAUUGGGUAAACGCGAAAAAGAUAUGCGAGUUAAAUUUCUUGCGGAGCCACCAGAUGUACAAGAGGGAGAACAUGUGGAACGUAAUUUAGGUGCGACACGCGCGAUUUCAAGCUUUAUUGAUCCAGGUUUGAAUUGGAACGAUUUGGAAUGGUUCAAGUCAAUCACCUCUAUGCCAAUUAUAAUAAAAGGAAUUCAAACUGCAGAAGAUGCAGUAUUGGCUGCUAGACAUGGAUGUGCUGGUGUUGUACUCUCGAAUCAUGGAGGUCGUCAAUUAGAUUUUGCUCGCUCCGGAAUAGAAAUACUCCCCGAAGUUGUGGACGCAUUAAAGAAUGCGGGUUAUGAGGGUAAACUAGAGAUUUAUUUGGAUGGUGGUGUGCGUCGAGGCACAGACAUAUUUAAAGCGAUUGCAUUAGGUGCAAAAGCUGUUGGGAUUGGUCGACCCUCGUUAUUCGCGAUGUCUGCUUAUGGACAACCAGGUGUCGAGAGAUUACUGCAAUUACUGAAGGAUGAAUUGGAGAUGGCGAUGCGUCUUGCCGGUGCCAAAUCUUUGGCAGAUAUUCGACCAGAGAUGGUUGAUAUUCGAAAUCUUCAUUACCACGUGGCCCCUCCCAAGAAUUAUUUGUCGUCUUAUGUCCUGAAACUUCAACCAAUUACAAAACCACCAGUAGAACCUGGACCACCAGAAAUAGUAACAGUACAAGCCAAAAAAAAAAAGCUUCCAGCUCCAGCGCUCAUUUUUUCAAAUCUAAUAACUACAACCUCUAAAACUUCGACCCCUAAAACUUCCAUUUCAGAAAUACCACCUCUUUCGCUUCCUCAGAUUCUUUCUUCUGGUCUUUCUCGCAAUAAACAACAGAAAAGAUCGCUUACAAGACUUUUUAGAAAUUUAGCGCCGAGUCCAAAAACUCGUUCUCCUGAAGAGAAUUUAACCUAUCAAUUACCGAAACGUAAAAGAAGACUUUCGAAAGCUGAAAAAAGAAUGAAUAACUUAGAAUUUGCAACAGAGGAACAAACAAAGGAUGAUUUCCCGGAGUUCUAUUGCUGCUAUUUGAUUAGGUCGUUGCAGCAAAAGCAUGCUGAUUAUGUGUAUAUUGGUACAACCCCAGACCCACUUCGUCGAUUACGGCAACAUAAUGGAGAAUUGGCAGCAGGUGCAGCGAAAACCGUUGCUAAACGACCUUGGGCAUAUGUAUUACUCGUACACGGUUUUCCUUCUUCACGAGCCGCAACUCAGUUUGAAUGGGCGUGGCAAAAAGAAGGACAUUCACGUCAUUUGCAUAAUAAAAAACGACCUACGAACAAAUUGCCUAGAAAACUUGAUACACUAAUGGAAUUGAUGCGAAUUCGGUACUUUAGUCGAUGGCCACUGAAAUUACAUAUUGUCGAGUCUAACGUCGCGAAGAAAAUGGAUUUCUCCAAGUUUCCAAAACAUGUCAAGAUUACUUAUGGACCCUUGGAGAAAAUGUCUUAUACAUUUGCUGAUAAAGGUGCAACAAGAGCUCGAUUACGUGCUCAAAUCUUUGAGAAUCACGAAUAUCACAAGGAACAGAAUACGCCAUGCAGUGUUUGUCACCUGCCUAUCGAUUAUGAGGCAUCUGAUGAGUACAUGACAUGUUUACCCGCUACUUCGUCCUCCAUCUCUAAUCCAUCAAAGUUUUGUAAAAUGGCAAGUCAUGUAAUCUGCUUGGCGAAAGAUUUUUUAUUAGAGGAAAAGAAUCAAUUGCUCCCAGUUUCCGGAAAUUGUCCGAAAUGCAAAAAGUUACUUCUAUGGGCAGAUUUAAUUUAUCAUAAAUCAGAACGUAGACAAGAA
Molecule: messenger RNA, 2613 nt
Organism: Ambispora leptoticha
Lineage: Eukaryota; Fungi; Glomeromycota; Glomeromycetes; Archaeosporales; Ambisporaceae
Source: the annotation of a GenBank genome assembly